UGGCAUUCCAUUUCUGAGCGAACGAUAUCGUUACUCGAUCUCCGUCCAGUCUUCAGCUUCUAUGGCGGGCCCAUCCAUUCUAUAUACGUGAAUACCGAACCCAUUCCAGUGGCCCCUUCAAUACGAGAAGAAUGCCGAAUUUGAUCAAUCAAUGCAUCAGGCACAUCACCGUCGCGACUGAAUAUUACGACUCGGAUGAUCUUAUUCCGCGCGACAGUCCUCGAAUGGCUUCUUUUCAGCCGCUGGCGAGAUCCCCAAAAUCACCGUUACAUGAACCCCCUUCAAUUGUCAGUCCCACCUCCAGCUUCUGAGGCUCGCGUCUAAUUAUCCUCUAAAGGGGCCUUCGAAGCAAAGCGAUGUCGUUUUAAUCAACAUACUGGGCGACAACAAGCGGACGGAUAUAGCGAGCGAGUUAGUGAAUACUA
Sodiomyces alkalinus F11 is the source of this 425-nucleotide messenger RNA. RefSeq lists its product as hypothetical. Lineage: Eukaryota; Fungi; Ascomycota; Sordariomycetes; Glomerellales; Plectosphaerellaceae. The record is from RefSeq and is a predicted model, not a curated record. The annotation marks the transcript as partial. The transcript has a single exon.